AUGAUGGAUGAAGAGGAGAACUCGGAAAAUCGCCGUUCCUCCAGAAGGGUAACAUCCAGCUCGAAAAGUGCCAGGAAAAGUGCGCUGGAGGAGCUGCGAGAAGCACGACUCGCUGGGCGGAAGCAUCGUCCCAAUGUAUUUUUGAAGUUUUCAGUAUUUGAGAGGAACUUAUAUCUUCCAGUUGGAAGUCAAGGACGUCUAUGAGGUUGUCGAAGAAGCAGAGUACCACAAAAUCGUGGAAGGCCGUCAAAAUGAUGAUUUUGUCGUCGACGAUGGUUUUUUUCAUCAAUUAUGAUAAAACUCUGUAUUUUGCAGACGGUGGCGGCUAUGUCGACACAGGGGCCGAUUUUGAGGAUGACGAUUAUUACGACGAUGGCGAAGGGGCCGAAGAUAAACCCAAAAAGAAGAAAAAGGAUAAAAAAGGUAUAUAACCGUUUUUUUGUUCUCAAAAUCAAUUUUUUGGUUUAGAGAAAAAAGGCGCUCUGGACAGUUUUUUCUCGGUGACAACGACGAAAACGAAAGGGGAUGAUCAGAAGGUUGGUCAAUGGAUUAAUUUUGGAAAUUGCGUUCUAGAACUUGUUAAAAAUAAACUUUUAAAUGAAAGGGUAUGAAAAUUCGUGAAAAGUUGGCAUUUUUAUUUCAGGAAGCUCUUGUAAUUUUUGAUUAUCUGAAUUUGUUUAUUAUCUAGAAACUGUAGGAUCUUUUUGAAAUUUAAAUUUAUAACCGUUUAAAAAUAUUUUUUUCGUUUUUUUGAAAAAGCUUUUAGUUGAAUUUGAACAUUAACUCAUUGUAGAAAAUCUUAAUCCUUUGUUCAAAGUGUUGCGAAAUUAUCUCUGAUUCUCCAGAAUUUAGUUAUCUUUUUCUUUCUCUGACGGCUAUUUUGCAUUUCGCGGAAUCCCUUUGAACACGGAGUAAAACAUUUUUUAGAGAAAUUUGCAGAAUAAAGUUAAAUUUUGAAGAUUCAACUCUUGAUCUCACGUGUGAUUUUUAUGCUCAACUCAACUGGAAAAAUCUUAGCGACCUUUAUAGGGUUUUGACGUUUUAGUGGCCACUAUAGAGGUCAAUGGAUCAACAUAACUGGUCCAAUCUGUUUGUUUUAAAUUUAUCAGAGUUACUGGAAGGAAUACUGGAUCGAUAACUACUGAAGUGGCCACUAAAUAGAGAGCCUCUAUAGUGGCCCCUGAAACGGAAAAUAGGGUCCACUAUAGAGGUGGGUUUAGUGGUCACUCUAGUGUCCUCUCCAAGUACUUCUUGGCGAGCCUCUGUAGUGGCCACUAAAAAUUUUCCCAGAAAGUUAAAAAGAAUUUUUCCAGGCGAAGCUGAAACUAGACGACGAUGAGGACCUUCAAAACAUGCUCGCCGAGUUGGGAGAGUCGGGACCUUCGGAUUUGGCGGCGGCCUUUGAAACUCCCAAUUUCGAGGCUUCACCACCCCAUUCUGAACAACCGAUGAACCCCUUCAAACGGAAGAAAAUCGGUUUCCACAAAUUCAAAAAAAAAUUUAUAAUAGAAUCCUUAGAAUCUUCGCCAGCGUCGAAUGAAAUCAUCGGAAGGCCUCUGAAGAAGAUCCGACGCGAGACUUUUGACCGCAAUCACGGGCGAAUCUCAACGCCAAAGCCUCCACCUCCAAGUGUAGACCAAAUCAAAGAAAAUGUAGGCAAGAAAAAGUUUUCAAUCGAAAGUACUUACAGGGGAGGUUACUUUACUUUGGUCACAACUUUCUUCAAUCUUCCUGAAAGUUUCUGAAGCUGCGUUUUUCUUCAGAGUGUUCAGAACGUCGUCAGAGUGUUCAAAAGAACAGCCAUAACAUCUCCAGAUAGUUCCAGCAAGAUUGAAAUCCUUACAAGGAAGUUGUGACCAAAAUCCCGUUUUUUCGUAUCUUUUCUGACGGUACUUUAGUUUUUUGAGCUAUUUAUGGGAUCAAUUUCAUUUUUUGAAGUACUGUAUGUUAUUCUCCAACUUUAGACCCCAUCCAUGGUCUCCAAACCUGAAAAAGAAGAAGAGGAAUAUGACGACUAUGACUAUGGCGUACCUAUGGACGACGAAAUGGACUGUGAUUUUUUGCAAGAAACGAAGGUUGCAAUGAAAGAAAGUGCCCCGGAAGAGAAAGAGAAGGUCCAGCAACAAUAUAGAAAAAAAAAAAUGUAAGCUUACUUUAGGAAGUGAAGAAAGAAGUCGAGGCUGAGGAGACGGUCGUGAAGGAUGUCCUCAGAAAAAAUGCUCCCCUGACCCUCUCCGAGGAGCAAUGGGACGUCGACCAGGAUCAGGGGUUCCCAAAAAAAAGAUUUCUGUUCUCAACUUUUCCUCUCCAGGACGGAUGAGGCCCCAUUGCCAGAGAUGAAAAUCGGCAACGAGGAGUUUUACACGGAGAAAGUCAGAGAGGAUAAAACCGUGAAAGCCAUUCGGAUGUACUGGAUCGACGCCUUCGAGGACACCCACAAGAGCAAUGGUUUGUUUUUUGUAGAAUCGUUCUGAACGAGAAAAGUUACAGUAAUAGUUGAAAGAAAUGGAAAACUUUGUGUUGGUUUCUUCGAAAAAAAAAUUUCCAGUAUUAAAACCUUUGUUUGCAGCGGUAUCAUAGUUCAAGAAUAAUUAAAAGUUUUAGUUUGGAAAUGGAAAUUGAUUAUCUCAUCUUCUGUGAUGGAUUACUUCGUUUAAACACACGAUGUUUGCCAGGUAAACAUCGCAGAUCCAUAAUUGAAAUAACCUCGGUUCGGCCGCAAACUGAGGGGGGGGGGACUUGACAAAAAAAAAAAUUUGUGUGGGACCUCUGCGAACUGAGAUAUUUCAUUGAAUGCACUAUAAAAAAAGUUUUUUUAUUCAAAUCGAAAAAAAUCAUUGUGAUUUUUCGGAUUCAGCGUGGUUGAUUUAGUCUAGAAACAUGUAAAAAAAUAUAAUUCAUGUCACUUUUCAAUUAAUUUUUUUAUUUUUCACGGGCAGGGGGACUUGGCUUUGGCUCCGAGGGGGGAACUUGGCUGACGCCAGGCUCACUCAUUCCAUGUAUGCGCAGAUCUAGUCCACACUUCUGGGUUAGGUAGUUCUAGCUAUGAAAACUCAAAGAUAAAAAGGAAUAUCGGCUGAGCGCCAUAUAUUGCUGAGAAAUAUUCCGACGAAAAUGUACAGCAGCAACUCAAUAACUUUUUUUCCUUAUGAGGCGGGGGGUUUGAAAAAAAGCUCCUUUUUUCGUGUUUCUCAUAAUUAAAUGAACUUCUUCAGUUCUUUCGUACUACGAAAUUGGGGAGCUAAUCAGUUUUUUUGAACAUUUUUCCGUACGUUUUCGACAAAUUUUCGAUAUUUCUCACUAUUCUGUGGCGCUUAGGAGAUUAUUCUUUUUAUUUUUCGAGCACUCAUACUUGGGCUAUCUACCCUUAGGAAUGAGGACUAGAUCUGAAAUUUCCACCUCAAAAAAAUUGUCCUCUGAUCAGUGAGCGUUUUUUUACCCCCCCCCCGUUGAAAUUUUUGAUAAAACUUCGCUGAAGUGAACUUUAAGACCUCCUGAUUACAGAACAAGGGAAAAAAAUUUCUCGCAAUAAAUCUCGUUUUUCGAGUUAUGGGGUGAAAAAAACAUUCUUUAGCGAGAAGUUUUUCAUACAGAUGUAUAAAAUUUAAAAAUUUGUUCAUCUCAAAACUUUUUUUAAUUUUUCAGGGACAGUCUAUCUGUUCGGACGAGUAAAAGUGGCGGGAGAUCGCUGGGCGAGCUGUUGCCUCAUCGCUAAGAAUAUUUACCGCCAAGUUUUCUUCCUUCCAAGGGCAAAGGUUCUUCAUGAAGGAAACUUGAAAAUAAACGAGAUUUUUUUAGAAGCUGAGCGACCCAAACCAAGACGUUCUAGCCGAUGAGGUCUUCUACGAGAUCAAAAACGUGUUCGAGAAGCAUUUCUCCACGAAAGCUUUGAAGUGUAGGGUCAGUAAGAUCUUGUACAAACGAAAUUAUCUCUGACUCUCCAAAUUUCAGCUAUCUUUCUCACUUUCUCACGGUUGUUUUGAAUUUCGAAACAUUUUAACUCGUCAUUUUGUAUAGUCUGUUCAGAUUUUGAAUGUCAAGUAGAAUGACGUCUUUCGAAAACGCUCUCUGAUUGGUUUAUCGCGUCAUUAGGGGGCGGAGCUUGAGAGAGGGCAUGACAUUUAAAAUCUGAACAGACUAUAUUCUCUUUUCAAGCAUGCUGGAAAAGUCGGUCGGUCGGUUUGGAAAACUAGGCCACGCCGCAUUUUCGCUCCAUGGAACACUUAGAAUUUCCAACUGUUUUCAAAGUAAUUUCGGUGAUUUCAAAAUAGACUCGUUAUUCGUUUAAAAUGAAUUCAGGAAAUAGGCAGAAUUGCUAUUCCGAGAAUGCGCAGAAAAAAUGGGUCUUACAACGAUAUACUUUUUUACCGUAAUUCCUUCGCGGGAACUCAAAAUUUUGGAAUUAUUUGGGCACGUUCGAAGUGAGUGUUCUAGAAAACUGAUAAAAAGAAAGGGAAAAAAUCUGAAAUUCGAUUUUCCAUGGAGCGAAAUUGCGGCGCGGCCUAGUUUUCCAAACCGACCGACCGACUUUUCCAGCAUGCCCUCUUUUCAAAAUAUACUCCUUGAAGUUGGUUUCAGACGGCCAAACGUAAGUUGAUCAAAGACACGAGUUUUGGAGCGUCUGCUGGCGUGGAAACCGAUCUGAUGGAAGUUCAAUACGAGGUUUUCCGAGGCAUCUGUAAUGUCAGAACAGUUAGGGAGAACAAAAUUGACCAUCUCAAUGAGGAAAUAAAAACAAAACGACUUGAAAGGAAGGUGAAAAUUGGCCAUAACAUUCAUAGAUGUAUAGUCAAUGUUUCCCGACUUGAAAGGCGAACAAGGCGGGACAAGGGGCGGGACGCGUAGCGUGUGUGUUCGCGAUUCUUGGCACGAGUCCAAUUCAAUUGCCGCCGACUCUUUAAAAAGCUCGGCAACCGCUCUUUUUCAAUGUUUUCUAUUAUUUUUUGAUGCGCACAUGAACAUAAUCAAUAAAUAAUUGAAAAAGGAAUGAAAAGAGCGAAAAACGGGCUUUUCAAAGAGUCGCGGGCGAUUUAAUUGAACUCGUACCAAGAGCCGCGACCGCACACGCUACGCGUCCUGUUCUUCGCCCCGCCUCCCUCGCCUUUCAAGUCGGGAAACAUUGACUAUACCAGGAAAAAAUCCUGAAAGUCUGGAGCUGAACAAGCUCUCAGUUUUCGAGGAGAGGGAGGUCAAAAAUGUGUAAAUUUAGACGUUUUUGGGUUAUUUCUAGGAAACUAGAAAGUUUUGCGAGUUGAGACUAUUAAAAUGCAGGAUUUUUCUGACCAGUUUUUAAGAAAUUUCCAGUCUCUCUUGUUAGGAAAAAUGAGAAAAAUGUUCAUAAAAUCUCACUAGGGAACUUUUUUACCCCUCCCCGAUUGAGCUUUUGCUGAAAUUUUGCAAAAUCUCGCAAUAGAUCUCGUUUUCGAGUUAGGACACUUCAAAAGCCCGAAAUAGCGCUUUUUUGGCCUAAUUUUCGUAUUUUGCACACUUCGAAGCUCUAUCACUCGAAAACAAAAUCUAUAGGUGAAAAAAGUUCCCUGGCCAGGUGAACUAGUUUUUGAAGGGAUGAUAAGCAAAAAAUCGAAAAUCUGCUCCCAGAGCCGUCACGGAAAACUGCCGGCGGAUCUGAACGGAGAAACCUUCUCCCAAGUCUUCAACACGACCACUACUCCCAUGGAACGCCUUCUGAUGGAGCUGAAGUUCAUGGGCCCCGGCUGGAUCGAGUUCACGGAUUUCGGUGAGAAAGAACGUUUUUUUCUUCAUCCGCUUUUGUAGCGCGUCUUUGAAAGAGUUUGAUCAAAUAGUGUUCUCGCUUGUUUUUAUUGAGAUGUGCAGCUCCACAAUCCCUAAAGUUCAUUAUAUUUACUCGAGCACCGAGAUCGUCCAUGAACUUUUUUGAGCUUGAAGUGUUAAAAAACUUUUCUGACCGCCAAACGCUUAAUUUAUCAUCCUAAUUGUUCAGAGGUUCAACCCCACUAACUCUUUUAUCUAUCAUUUUCAUCUUUUCUCACUCUCAUCAACUUUAAAAGUAGAUUCUGGUCAUUUUUUGGUCAUUUAUAGCCUCCAAAUGCUUAAGUGAUCUUUUGAGAGGUCCUAGGGUCAAACCCGUUAGUCGUUUUUUUGCUGUUUUCAGCUUCUUCCAUGCCUUUUUGGCUUGGAAUACGCGGAUUUCGGUCGCUUUUUGGUCCCUUUUGGCCGGUAAACGCUUUUUAAUUUGAAAACCACAAAUUUUGGUCAUUUUUGUCCCUUUUUGGCCGCUAAAUGUCUAAAUGAUCUUUCCAGAGGUUCUAAGUUCCAUCUUUUGCAUCAAGAUAUAUUAAUUUAAAAGACAGGAGUUAGAUAAAACCACUUGGGACUGCUUUAAACUAUAACUUCAUGAAACGGGACUUUUCUAUUGUUUUUUAAAACUCCUGGGAGGUUUUGUGAAUUCUUUGAAAACUGCGCUGAACUUCAGCCUUUUGCGCGCGAAAAAUAUCAGAAAAUGUACUGAAAAAAAAAGUUAUGCUACCCUGGAUUUGCCUGUGUGAGUAUAUGACUCUUUAUGGAAUUUUUUUUACAGCCGAAAUGACGGCCAAACAAACCUACUGCGAAUACGAGUUCACGGUGGACAUGGAACGAAUGGAGAGGAAACCGGCGGUCGAAUAUAUCGGAAGCUCUGGAAACUCGCUGAUUCCGCCAGUUCGAACCCUGGCCAUCAAUGUCCUCACCACCUUGAACGACAAGAAAGAAAGCGAGGUCCACAUUCGUUCUGUUCGUCGCGACUUGAAAGUUCUAGGGCCUCUCCUUAGGAAUCGAGAGUGGUCCCUAUAGUGGCCACCUUAGGGACGCUUGGAGGGUCCCCCUAUACGGGCCACUGUAGCUUGCAAAAGUGGCUCCUUUAGUGGGUUUAGUUAGCGGUCCCUACAGAAGACAUGCUAAUCGAUAAUCUUUAUGUACUCUGUGAUAUCCCAUGAUCAGAAAUGCGGUCGCAACUUUUUGAGCCAUUUCCUCCUACUGUAGUCGAAUUACGGUAGGCAGGUGGGCACCUGCGUAUCUCAGUAUUGAAGAGUUUUCAUUAGGCAAGUGGUAUAUCAAUCGAUAGGUAAUCCACUUUCAGGAACUUAUACAGUACAUACCAUCUUGGGUUAUUGUAGGAAUUUUCAAGUUAGUUUUUGUUUUUCGAUUCUAUGCCGACGGCCAGUGUGACCAAAAAACCGGCUUUGCAAAAACAAAAACUACAGUAACUUGAAAAUUCCCACGGUAACCCAAGAUGGUAUGUACUGUAAAAGUUCCUGAAAUCGGAUUACCUAUCGAUUGAUAUAUCACUUGACUAAUAAAAGCUCUUCAAUACUUAGAUACGUAGGUGCCCACCUGCCUACCGUAACAUGGCUACAGUAGGAGGAACAGACUCAAAAAGUUGCGACCGCACUUCUGAUGAUGGGUUAUCACACUGGAUUUUUUGACCCCUAACCACUCUAGGGACCACCCUGGAGUCUCCUCGUCUCUCGACGAGCCUGAAAAUAGCAAGUCAACAUGAGAGGCGCUAGGGGACGCAGAGAAGCCCUUUCAAGUCGCGAAAAAUAAACUAUAGAAAAAAGAAUCUUCAUCGUAGAGUCUGUUCAGAUCUGCAUGAUUUCAAUGCUGUACAACCGCAACUGCAACCUGGUUCACCCCAGCGCCGAUGUCAAGCAAUGGCAGAGGAAAUGCCGUCAGAAUCACUUCCUUUUCGAAAGAAAUAACAAUUUUCAGUCAUCACCAAGCCGGUCAACGGUACCAUGCCUUUCAACUUCAAAUCCGUCUUGGAACAAAGACGGCUCGAGAAGAUCAUCUCCACGGCGCCCAACGAGAAAGCUCUCCUCACCCUGUUCCUGGCUAGAAUCGCCGAGUUCGAGCCGGACGUCAUCCUGGUGGGUCAGCGGAGAGAAGAGAUAUUUAGUCGUAGGGUCUCGAGAAAUCGUCUGUAAGUUUUUCUAUUUGUGAGGAGUACUGUAUGUCAGCAUUCUGAGCUCUGACAAGUAGUGAACCUAGAAAUAAGGGGUUUUUCUUGAUAUUCUCGGUGCACCCCCGCGUUGGUCCUAGUUGGCGUGCACCCCGUAGGCAAAUUUUCAAAGAAAAUCCUUCUUUAAACGAUUGUCACAGCUUAGCAGGGUCUAACUAAUGAAAACUGUACUAUUGAGAAAUCAACCGUUUCGAAAUCGCGUACGGAAUAAGUGAAUUUGAAGAAAAACGGGUUGCGCCGAAGAUUCAACGCAUGGUGCACCCAUAAAUGGGCGGAGACAGGACUCAUUCAGCCUCGGAGGAGGGAUUGGCUCACAAGAAUUCAGAAAAAGUGUGUGAAAAUUUCCUUUUCAACCUCAAUGAGGCACUCUUGGUCACAAUAAUGCAAGUUUCAGCCUCAGGGAGGUAGUAACAUACGUCGGCUGGAUCUCAUCCCGGGGUGCGGCCUACCCCCCGAAAAGCGCGGCCUUUAAUUUAGGGAAAUUUGGUAGGAGGGGUCGGCGGCCUGGACUGCCCAUUUAUGGGUGCACCGCGGCUUUUUUUAGAAUCGGAAUGCGGAAUUUCCCCUACAGUACUCUUCGGGAAUAGGAAACUUGCUCUUGUAGUAGAACUAAAAAUUGAGCUUUGAAGUUCUGGGAAACAAUUUUCUGGUUUUUUUAUUUGCACCGUGAUUAGGCUCCUAGAAUGGAAGAACGAACAUGUAGUGGCUGAGUAACUGAAGGACUUUCAGAAUCCGUUUAAGAUGAACACUGUUUUAACUGAAUUUCAGGCUUAUUCAUUGAUAUACAUAAUUAUUUCUUUUCUCUUUGUUUCUUCUUUUGAAACGAAUUAUUCUCACUCCUAUAUCACCUUAAUUAACAGAUUUAAGAUCAAAAAUCAAGAAAAGAACCCUCAAAAACAAAUUCCGCUUUUUUUUCAGAGCCAUGACCUCUCGGCUCUCAUCACGCUGCUCGUGUCACGACUCGAAAAGUUGAAGAUUGCGAACUGGUCGCGGAUAUCCAGGCUUAAAAGAAUCCUCAAUAUUGGAAAAGUCGGACACAGCAAAGCGGCUCAAUGGGAACUCACGGCUGGUCGGCUUCUCCUCGAUUCGAGGCUCGUCUUUUGA
Caenorhabditis auriculariae is the source of this 9082-nucleotide messenger RNA. The record is from the annotation of a GenBank genome assembly. Lineage: Eukaryota; Metazoa; Nematoda; Chromadorea; Rhabditida; Rhabditidae.